AUGGGUAAACGGCCAUCACGACCGGCUUGCGAUCGCUGCCAUGGCCUCAAAUUGCGCUGUGAUCGCAAUGCUGCUGCAAAAAAUUGUCGCCGUUGCCUCAAGGCCGGGGCGACGUGUGCCUUUCGCCUGUCAACUCGUGGACGUCAGCUUGUCGGCAACAAGCCAGCACCCUCUACACGUCCUGCUCACGAAACGCCGGUUGCUCCCAACUCUACAGAGGAUAUAUCCAUUUCCGGGUCUCCUGCCGGGGAUUCGGAGGCGAAUUCAGACACUUGUAUGAAUGAACUGUUACCUGGCUCUCUAUGCCAAAAUUCUCACGAUACCUCGCUGGAUGUCGACUCUGUCUCGAGCCCUGUGAACCCAACCGCAUCGCCACCAAGUCUGCCGACAGACGUCGCCUUCUCUGACGGUUGUUCGAUCGAAAAGACACUGGGCACGAACGACAGUACUGGGAUGAGCUUUCCCAUGAACCUCACUUCGCCACAACUCGCCGACAGCAAUGUGGUGGCACCCAACCCAAGCGCGCAGAGCCAGCUCCGGGUGCAGCUUAUCAAAGAUGUGCUCGUGCUCGAUGUAGAAUUGAUCCAGCAUACUUCCGCCUUGCUCAAUCCGACGGAGCAUGCCCUCUUACAAGUCAGCGCUGGUAAAACAUUGACCAUCGCGCAGCAACUCCUGGAAAUCUUCCAUUCGGCGGAGUGCUGGACAUCGCAUACCGCUUGUCUGCAACCAUGGGGCCCGUAUCUAUACCAACCAUCGAUGCCUUCAGGAUUGGAGCAUCCAGAGACGUAUCUGGAUCAGGCGUCGAUAAUCCAUGCACUGUCCACGUAUCUCCGCCUUGUCGACGCUUAUCAGAUUCUGUUUACGCGGGCGAUUAGCAACUAUAACGCGGUCGUUGCAAAUGGCUGGUGGGAUUCCCUUUCCUUAUCCCACAAUCAGGAGUUUACCCUCAUCGGUUCCAGUAUCCAGUCAGCUCUGUCAAUUCAGUCGACCGCGCCAGUGUUAGACCGGCUUAGUUAUAUGGUGCAAGUGCUGACGAUGCCCUUCGUCGAGAUGGACGUAGUUAGAGCCGUGAUGGCAACCGUCCGCGAGCAUGAAAGCCAGAUGAUGCAGAGCGUCACUCAGCUGCAGCAGAUAGGUAGUAUUUGGUAG
Messenger RNA from Aspergillus melleus, 1149 nucleotides. Its product is annotated as Zn(II)2Cys6 transcription factor domain-containing protein. Gene Ontology annotation, molecular function: zinc ion binding; DNA-binding transcription factor activity, RNA polymerase II-specific. The record is from RefSeq and is a predicted model, not a curated record. Bases 1 to 1149 code for a protein of 382 amino acids. The transcript has a single exon. NCBI's taxonomy places the organism in Eukaryota, Fungi, Ascomycota, Eurotiomycetes, Eurotiales, Aspergillaceae. Gene Ontology annotation, biological process: regulation of DNA-templated transcription.